AUGGAAGUCCUUCAACCGGCUACUCGUCCAAACUACUGUCGCCUAGGAACACAAAUUCCUCUCUUCGGCAACUUUUUCAAAUUCAAUCUAGCUUCAGGCACUGACAUAAUACAAAAAUACGCGGUCUUUUUCAACCCAGACAUCGCCGCAUCGCUUGGCAAGCAUCGUGAAAAAGUUUUACGUAAGGCAAGUUCUCAAAUUGUCCCAGUCAUUGGAAAGUAUGUGUUUGCAAAUACAGCUAUCUAUGCAGCUCAGUCCAACUCAGGAGGAGGGGAUGCAAGCCAAACUUACACUGUUAACUAUGAUAACACAGAUUAUAUAGAUUUAUAUUGAAUAGAUCUCUUGACCUGCUAAUAUAUUUUAAUUAAAUAAAUGAAUUUACUGACAUUAUAUCAGUAUACACCAUUACUCUUCAACCUGUAGGACGGGUUGAAAGUCAAGAAGAAACGAGACAUUUCUAUAACAAAUUUUUUAACUCUGUACAAGGAAAGCUCAGCUUAGUCAUGAUAGGGAGGAAGUUUUAUAACCCUGAUAGGGCUAUUGACUUGCCUCAACAUAAAAUGAGCAUUUGGCCUGGAUACGCUUCUUCUGUAGGAGGCUAUGAAGGCGGAGUAAUGAUAAACAUUGAUAUAUCGCACAGGUGCUUAAGGACUAUUACUCUCUACGAUCAAAUUAUGGAGCUUAAAAACAAGCCAAACACUGAUUUUAGACAAGCUGUUAUGAAGCUACUGAUUGGGUCUAUUGUAUUGACACUUUAUAAUAAGAAAAAUUACAGAGUUGAUGAUAUUGAUUGGGACUCAAGCCCACUUAGCUCAUUUGCUGAUAGAACCGGCGGACAAUGUACCUAUAAAGACUAUUAUGAAAGAAGAUGGCAAAAGCCAAUUCAACAUGACGACCAGCCACUCCUCCUGUCAAAAACCAAAACUGUGGACUGCUACUUGAUUCCUGAAUUCUGUGUCAUGACAGGGCUCACUGAUGAAAUCAGAGCUGACUUCAACAUCAUGAAAGACAUGGCCAACGCAACCAAAAAAGAACCCCAAAGCAGGCUUCAAGAGUCAGGCGGCCUUAUAAAAGCGCUCAAAGACAAUCCAAGAACUAAUGCCGAAAUCAAUGAAUGGAGGGUCAACAUCACCCCGGACCCAGCUGCCUUUGAUGGCUUUGUGCUGCCUGCUGGGAGCAUCAUGAUGGGUGGCGGGAAUUCAUUCAAAAUAAAUGAACAGAACGGAAGCUUUGACCGUGAAGUCCAAAACACAAUGUUCCAGCAGCCUCCAUUGGACCGCUGGGGUAUUUUUUACUGCGAAAAUGAUAAAAGACUAAUUGAUCAGUUCAUGACUGUUCUACAACAAGUUAUUGGGACUUAUAAAGUCAACUGUCAAAAGCCUAUGAUGUUUGGAGUGAAAACUGAUAGAUGGAAUGAUUGGGAUCAAAAGCUUAAAGAAUGCUUAAACCCACAAGUGCAGAUGAUUGUGUGCAUAUUGCCAGGGGCAAGAGGCAAGUCAAGGCUUUAUGAUGAUCUUAAAAGACUUACGUUUUCACAGCUUCCUGUCCCGAGCCAGUGCAUUUUAAACGCUACUUUGAAAAAAGAUAAGGGUCUAAGAUCUGUUGUUAACAAAGUAAUGAUGCAAAUAAACGCCAAAGCUGGAGGAAUUCCAUGGGCAAUGCAAGGAUUACCUUUAACAGACCAACCUACUAUGAUAGUUGGAAUCGAUAUAUUCUCCAAAAGAAAUUCCCAUAGUGUUCUUGGCUUUUGUGCAACUACAGACAGCAACUUUGGCAGAUACGUGUCUUGUCCUAAAGUAAAUAACCCCGGUGAAGACCCCACAACCAAAAUUGCUGAAUGCACUUAUCAAGCUUUAUCCCAAUUCAAAGCAGAAAACGGAAUCUUCCCCAAAAGAAUUUGUGUAUUUCGAGACGGAGUAUCCGAUUCUCAAAUAAAAGUCCUCUUAAACGGUGAAAUCCCUCAAAUGAAGCAAGCUUUCAAAAGGCUCCAAGACGAAAACGUAAUGCAAGAAGAGCCAAAACUCAUAUUUGUAGUGGUAAAUAAACGCAUUAAUGCAAGAUUUUACCAUAAUCAAGGAGGCAGGGUCAAUAACCCACCACUUGGGACAUGCAUUGAUAGAUUGGUAGUUGAUAAAGCUGGCUACGAUUUCUAUAUCAUGCCAGCUAAAGCUACACAAGGUGCAAUGACCCCAACUUACUUCACUGUUGUUUAUGACAACUCUGGAGCAAGAGCUGAAGAAGUAGAGCAACUGGCCUAUAGAUUAUGCUACUCGUAUUAUAACUGGAGUGGAUCUAUCAGAGUUCCAGCUCCUUGCCAGUAUGCACACAAGCUUGCAUAUCAGUAUGGAGAAAGAGCAAACCAGCAGGGACCUCCAAUUCCUCAUCAGCAUUGGCAAAAUACAAGGUCACUAUACUUCUUAUAUGCUUUAUUCAUCAAAUUACCAUCAAAAGCUAAAAAUGAAAAAAAUCCUAUUUAUUAAGAAAAUAUUUUUUUGUUCUUAUAUGAGCAUUUUACAUCAUAUUUAUUAUGGAUAAUUAUGCUAUUUUAUUAUAGCUUUCAUAAUAGUACUAUUUACCUUAUAUCCUUUUUUCUCUUAAAUAUAGGAUUGGCUUCAUAUCUGUAUCAUGAAUAUUAUAUAUAUAUUUAAAAA
Molecule: messenger RNA, 2651 nt
Organism: Blepharisma stoltei
Lineage: Eukaryota; Ciliophora; Heterotrichea; Heterotrichida; Blepharismidae
Source: the annotation of a GenBank genome assembly